CACAGGCCACAGCUAUUAUUUGUGUGAUUGUGUCAAGGCAAUGAGUGGAGCUCUCUCUCUCUCUCUCUCUCUCUGUGUCAGUCGUCGAGACUUCAUCCACUUUAAUAUUGUACAGAGCCAAGUCAAGCUGAAGACUCAAGAGGGAGAAGAAGAGAAGACUCGUCGAAGAAAGAGGGAAGACUCGCCCACAAAGGGAAAGCUCGAAUUGUUGGGGGGAAUGCUGUCUGGUUCAAGGCUGCCUCUGAUUAGAUUAGAUGCUUCAUUCCCCUCAAUCAUUGCUUCCCCUACUCCUGUAGGCUGUAGCUUCCAUCAUCAUCAGCUCAACAAUCAACCGCACCCCAGCCAGAACCCUAAAAAAAUCCUCCCACUCCGGCAGUCGACCCAAUUGAUUGCUGCUGGAAUGAAAGGGAAGGGGGUGGGGGGCUGUCGACGAGGCCCCUACACCCAGCAAAAUUAACCAGCCCCGAAGUCUCGGGCAAAAUUAACCAGCCUGAGACUUGGAUCCAAGCCCCGGGCAAAUUUGCAGGGGAACGGGGCUCGUGGGCAACCCCACCCCGCUAAUAACACAGCCCGACAGGGGCUGGAUUUUUCUAUUUGUUUGCUUCACACGCGAUGAUAGGCCUUCAUUCAUCAGUACAAAUCUGUACGACCCUUCGCUCACCCAGAUAAUGAUGAUUUUAAUUGAUGAGAUAAUGCCCUGCAAACAUGCAUGAAAAUUGAAGCUUCGGUACUGUGUGGCUGUCUCAGUUCCUUCCAUUGAUUGAUUGAUUGAUGAAUUCGUUCUUGCACUGUAUCUCAUCACCUGACGACGAUGAUGAUGAUGAUGGAUGAUUGACUGCAAAACGUAAGUGCUGCGACAGUAUCCAUACAUGCACAGUGCAUUGUCGUAAAGAACCAACGUCAGCUUCAUCUCUCCUCUGAUUGGUUAACAGAUUCCAAGGAACAGUCUUCAAGAAAAAAUUGCUCUAUUAUUAACUGCCCAAUUCCAUCAUCUGGCAGAGAAUCUAACACAACACAAAACACAGGCCGACCCUCUGUCUUACAUUUCCUAUUUAUCGUUUACCUGUUUUGUGCUUAUAAAAGCCUCAGAAAAUCUUUGGAUGCCAUCUCCCAAUAUGUGAUGCUUGAACUGCACAUGCAUCAGAAAAUCGACUGCUAUACUUCUUUAUUCACUGAUCUUGCCAGUAUAUACAUAAAAAAGUUUGUGGAUUCA
Punica granatum (pomegranate) is the source of this 1213-nucleotide messenger RNA. The record is from RefSeq and is a predicted model, not a curated record. Lineage: Eukaryota; Viridiplantae; Streptophyta; Magnoliopsida; Myrtales; Lythraceae.